Molecule: messenger RNA, 381 nt
Organism: Rhizophagus irregularis DAOM 181602=DAOM 197198
Lineage: Eukaryota; Fungi; Glomeromycota; Glomeromycetes; Glomerales; Glomeraceae
Source: RefSeq, a predicted model, not a curated record
UGUGGGAGGAAUAUGAAGAGGAGAAUAAGAAUAAAGAGAAUAUUUAUGAUAACAAUCAAAAUAUAUUCAUUUGAAAAUUUUCGAGUGGUUUUUAAGUAGCGAUUCAAGUUUAGAUGAUUUAUAGAUUAAUUUAUUUAUUUCUGUACAAAAUUAUAGAACACAAUUUAUUUGUAUUAUAUAAUUUUAUUUUUAAUAUGAUGCAAGAAUUAUGCAAACAAACAAAUAAUGAAAACGUGUUCAAUGUUUUUUAUCAGUUCGUGGGGAAGGAGGGAAAAAUAUUUUUCAUACAUACCAAAAAUAUAUGAUCCCGAUUGCAUCAAAAAUUACAAUCAUAUGUGACUUUGUGUAAAUUUAUUUAUUUAUUUUUUUCAUUUUUAGAUA